AUGGAUGAAGCCGAAAUUUAUGGUCCGGGCUUGGAACGUGGUCGGUCACACAACCUUUAUGUGGUCAGCAGUCCAAGCAAAGAUCACCUCAUCAAACAAGGUCCAGUCAAUGUCACAGCAACCAUCGGAGAUGAUGUUGAAUUAAUAUGUCUUGUAUUUCAACGUGUCAGCUCGAAAUACUGGUUGAAAGAUGGUUCAUUCGUACCUUUCGGUGCGGCUAGAACGCAACGAGUUGGUUCAAACAGUUUGAAAAUAUUUAAAGUGGAGAAAAAGGACGAAGGAUGGUACACUUGUGUAGUUGUUGGUGAAGAAUCGGAGAAAAGUGAACAACAAGCCUAUCUUCGGGUAAAUUUCCCCACAACGACGCUUCUGUUUGGCACUACAACAGAGUCCUACGUGGUGGAAAACGUGAGACCGGUGACCCUUUAUCCUAGAGCCACCAAGACCAUCUCGAUCGAAGAUCACACUCUUACGAAAUAG
Messenger RNA from Cooperia oncophora, 480 nucleotides. NCBI's taxonomy places the organism in Eukaryota, Metazoa, Nematoda, Chromadorea, Rhabditida, Trichostrongylidae. The record is from the annotation of a GenBank genome assembly.